Molecule: messenger RNA, 3301 nt
Organism: Porites lobata
Lineage: Eukaryota; Metazoa; Cnidaria; Anthozoa; Scleractinia; Poritidae
Source: the annotation of a GenBank genome assembly
GUGAUCAUAGUUGUUCUUUCUCCUGUAGCAAUAGUGGGGAAUGCAGUGGUUUUAACGGUGAUUUGGAAGAGGUCCUUUCAGAGAACACCUUUUCAUAUUCUUUUGAGUGUUUUAGCGUUCUCUGAUUUGUGUACUGGAAUUGCCACUUCUAUCAUGUCGAUUCCCUAUUUGUAUAACCAUACGUUUGAAACCGCUGAAUCAGCAAUUGGAAUUCUCUGUGAAACAUAUCUGGUGUCUCUAACAAUACUUGUUAUAACCCUUAUGUCUAUUGAACGAUGGCUGCACAUGACUCGGCGAUGCUUGGUGACAUCGCGCCGUGGAUGUCUCAUCGCUGCGGUCUCACUGGUAGUACCAAUUCCAUUCACUGUUCUACUGGCCAUUGGCUUUUUCAACGAGAGUUUUAAACUAGAGGCAGUCACCGCUAUGGGAAUAUAUCUGCUAUCUUGCUACUUAGCCACCACUGUUGCGUAUUUCAAAGUGUUCCGUAAAAUUCGCCGACACCAGCAACAGGUUCGUGAAAACCAGUCGUGUCAAAGUGUUGGUCAGCCAGCGAUCGACUUAGCGAAAUACAAGAAAUCCUUACUUUCAAUCUUGUACAUUCUUGUUUUGUUUUCUUUUUCUUUCUUGCCUGUGGCAGUUAUACUCUUCCUCCUUGUUAAAUUGAAUAAGAGCAUGGAAACGUGGGAGCCAUAUCACGUGUCUUUGGUGUUCCUAUACUUGUCUUCUAGUCUCAAUCCUGGUCUUUAUAUCUGGAGAAUGAAAGACAUUCGUGAUGGAGUUAAAUCCUUAUUCUGCCCUUGCAGAUCUCAGUAGACUAGUAUGAAUUAUCAUCAGCAAAUCCCGGGGGGCAGCACUCAACGAAGUUCUUCACGGAGAGGCGCCUCCCCGACGUCCAACCCCUCAGAUCCUUUUAUAAACCUUUUUUUGACGGAAAAGGUACCUUGUUGGACCUCAGGGCGGAGCCUCCCGUAUAAAGCGUUCUAUUAAAAAGUAUAGAGAGGAGAAGUCGUUACGUCACGUUGCCUUGGUAGCAAAAUUUUUGGGUGAAAGCGAACCGAUAAAGUCACUUAAAAGUCUGUUCGCACUAUUUCAAACUUCACCGAUCUUUUUCAGUUUCAUUUACAUUGGCAGAAAUUUCCUUUGGGACAGUAUCUAUCGAUAUCUGAGUUUAAAAAAAAAAAAGCGAAAAUUUUUGUGUUGUGUUCUCCUACCCCAUAAGGCGGGCUCGUGAAAUUAGGAAGUUUCAUGUCGUAGUAGUGCAACUACGUUUGUUAAUAUAAACAUAUUAACCCUUUAAGCCCUAAGAGUGAUCAGCAUCAAAUUUCUCAUUGUAAUAGCAAUGCUUUGUAAAACAGAGUGGUCAUGAGAAUUACAGACAUGAUCACACAAGAUAAAUUUGCUUGAUAUUUUAUCAACUUCUCCCUACUAGUUCUGUAGGAAAUGAAUAGGGGCAACAAAUGAGAAUUCAAAUUCUGAUCUUAGGGUUUAAAGAGUUAAACAUAUUAUUUUUUUGCCGUUCUCCUUGCCGUCGCCGUCGUCGUUGGUUUUGUUGUCAUCCAGAAAUAGUGCUACCAUGGUAACGUGACGUCACACUUCUCUUUAUUCCCCCGGAAAUUAGGGACACUAAAAGUCCCGUAUUUUGAAAAUCAAUCAGCCCUUAAAGUGUCGUGACAUCUGCUGACUGGUUUAAUUUGUUUCUUACGACAACUUUAUUAUUAUGACUCUUGCAUGCACUGAACAAUAGCUUAUAAUAAUAUAUUAGCUCCUGGUUAGAUUUUAUUUCGUGGGAAGCUUUUACCUUGAUUAAAGAUGUGGUUGGGCUUUAAAAAUUAACUAAAAUUAAAUAUCAUCACCGUGGUUUCUUUAUCAUAACUUUUUAAAUAGCUACACGACUGAUUACGUUUACUUUUGAUAAAGCCAGAGUCAACAUUAUUAGUCGCCAUCUCCGGUGGGCUUUUUGAGUCCUGAUCGCAAUGAUGCCUUGUUUCUGAUAAAAGCAGGUUAUUGGCAGAUGUCAACUAGAUGUCGGAAACGAGAAUUAUAAUAAAGUUCGUAAACCAUUAAAUUGGAAUUGUAAUAAAGGAAAGCUAAACAUUAAAUGAACAAAACAAGCAGAUGACAGGUGAAACAAGUAGUUUUAACUUAAAGAACACCUUACUUCCAAGUCAAACGAGUCCAGGACUUCAUUGACUGAUGAAGUUGCAACUUGCAAUGAUCCGUGUCCAGUGAAACCUGUUAACAACCUCCCUAAGAUCACUUUUCAAGACAUUUUUUCUACUCAGCAUCUCUCCUUUCUUCUUGCUGAUCAACUUCUCAAGCUUGGCUGUGAGCUCAUGAAAUAACGGGCUGUGUUCUUAACGGGUUGGAGAACUGAUAGCGAGUGGGGAUGUUUGAAAACACGACUUGCCCCACUUUAGAUUAUCAUAAUACUUCCCAUCCCACUACCUUGAACGAUAGCAAUACUGUUGGUAGAGACAGUAUUUCCGUUGCCAGUCAUGUAGCCAUCCUUCUUCUUGCUCCUGUGGCAGUAAUGGGAAAUGCUCUGGUUUUGACCGCGAUUUGGAAAAAGUCCUUUCAGAGAACACCUUUUCAUAUUCUUUUAAGUGUUUUAGCGUUCACGGAUUUGUGUGCAGGUGUCACCGGCCUUUUCUUCUCCAUUCGUUUCUUGCUUGACUUGAACCGUUUCAUUAUGUUAUAUUUUGGGAUCCCUUGUGCAAUAUACUUGUCAACCUUUACAUUACUUGUUAUAACACUUAUGUCUAUUGAACGAUGGCUGCUUAUGACUCGACGAGCCACAAUAACAGCGCGCCGUGGAGGUAUCGUUGUUGCCGCUUCAUUGCUUGUACCAAUUCCUUUCGUUUAUUUCAACGCAUUGGAGCCAACCAGCGGAACAAUUGCAAAAGAGGUGAUUACUGCCAUGGCCGUAUGCAUGCUAUUGUGUUACUUGGCUACUUCUUUUGCUUAUAUUAAAGUGUUCCGAAUUAUUCGACUACACAAGCAACAAAUUCAUGGAAACCAGUCUCGUCAAAACCCUGGACAAACAUCAAUAAACCUAGCGAAGUACAAGAGAUCGGUAAUUUCAAUCUUAUAUAUUCUCGCUUUGUUUUCUGUUUCGUUCUUACCUAUAAUUUUUUCAAGUUUCGUACUUGCCUCCGUGGGUGUAAACGGCGAAACUUUGAAGACCCAGCUUGUUUGUUUUGUGUUCAUGUUUUUAUCAUCAUCUGUCAAUCCUGGUCUUUAUAUUUGGAGAAUGACAGAUGUUCGCUAUGGAGUCAUCGGCUUGUUUCGCACGAACAUUUAG